AUGCAGUCCAUGUUCCGCUUGCCAUGGAGUACCGAAUCCCCCGCCGACAAGUUCAUGGACAAGGCCGCUCUGCACAAGCCUCGCCCUGUGUCGCUCGUCGAGAUCCCCAACCUCGUCCACAAGCUGAAGCGGAAGCGCUCCCACAGCCCCGAACCCGCGCUGCACCCCGAUGCCCACGCAUGGAAGAAGUGGAAGGGCCCAAUCGCCGCCGCCGCCGCCGCUGCUGCUGAAGGCCCGACCGUGGACCCUAACCCUGACCCUGCCAUACCUACGCCUUCCGUCGCGGCUACCUCCAACCCUCUUCUGGAUGCGCCGUCUGAGCCUCAACCUCUGCCAGUCCAAGGCCCCACACCCACCACCAGCACGAGCACCGGCACCACCAUGGAGUCGUCCCUUUCAAGCGUGCGGCAGGCCAUCGAGGCGCAGUUCAACCUCGAGAUUCUCGUCAAGCACAAUGAAUUGCGCGUCAUCGAGCAAGAGCUAGCAAAGUGCCAGGUUGCCCUCGAGCAGCUGAGACGCUGUUCGCUGAUCCCUUUUCCCGGUACCCAAGGCCCCUCCCAGGACGUCUUGCGCGGUGUAGGCGCUGCCAUUCAACCUCCUACCGGCUACACAACACCCCAGUUCGCCGCCCCUUGGGGCGUUACCGAUGGUCCCUACACGCGACACUACGCCAAAUGGUUGCUUUCAGAUCCUAGAUUUGAUCCCAUUCCCGAGCACGUGCUUGCUCAGCAGUCUCAGGCGUCCUUUGGGUACGGUGAGGGCCGCACGACGCGCGGAAGCUUUGCCGACUUCUGCGCUACCGGCAAGGCCCGCACGUCGCGAACUUCGACUGGAACGUUGAAGCUUCAGGCCCUUGGUGAGAAUCCGCCACCGGCCCCCAAAAUCGACCCUCUUCUGCACAAGCGCUCCACGGAUGGUCAGUGGGUUCGUUUGUAUUGCGCCGAGUGCGGUCACAGCAACUUCUCCAACACGCAGGGCUUCCUCAACCACUGCCGCAUCAAGCACCUUCAGGUCUUCAAGAGUCACGAUCAGGCUGCCAUUGCCUGCGGAAUCCCCGUCGACGUCAACGAAGCUGGACAGCCCGUGACCGCUACCGAACCGCCGUCCACUGUGGCCACUACCCCUGCCGCGACCUCCAUUCCGACCCCCGUGGCCCCUGGCUCCGUCCAUCCUCUGGUUCGUUCGGAUCCUCCGCAGUCGGCACCGGAUGUGCAUCGCGAAUUCGACGCACCUCCCCGUUCCAAGGCUUCGGAGAGUCGCCCUACCCGCAAGGUGGACUUUACGCAGUCAUCCUCGACCCCCUACCUGAACUCCUUGCUUGCAAAGCGUGGCUUCGAAGGGGACCUCAAGGGUCUCGUGGAGAGCGCGCGGACCAGGGUAGACCUCAGUUCGUUGGAGCCUUCGGAUGAAGACAAGGAUGUCUCCGUAUCGGCCACACCCACGGUCGAGAGGUCUGCCCAGGCGCUCGUCCGCGUUCCGAAUGGCACUAGCGGGAUCGCUCUCAGCAAAGCUGCGAACGUCUGGUCGGGAAGGAAAGGCCAAGGUAGUGCCCCGAGCCGUCUCCCUGCGAUGCCGGAUGUUGCCUUUCCCGGCCCUGGCCGUGACGUGUCUUUGUCCCCGGUCGAACUCAGUCCGCACACUGUCGAUUCCAAUCCUGGAUUGGUUAGCGACCACGACGACGACGACGAGGAGGAUGGAUACGAUGCCCGAAGUCAGCCAGACGUCAUCAUGGAGGACCAUGUUGUCGUCGAAGAUGCUAGCGAUGUGGAAGGGGCCCAUGAGCGCGCUGGCUCCCGAAAGGUGCUACCUGGAUGUUUUGAGAAGGGCGGGCCUAGCCAAAAAGCAUAG
This is a messenger RNA of Westerdykella ornata, 1848 nucleotides long. RefSeq lists its product as uncharacterized. The coding region runs from base 1 to 1848 and encodes 615 amino acids. NCBI's taxonomy places the organism in Eukaryota, Fungi, Ascomycota, Dothideomycetes, Pleosporales, Sporormiaceae. The transcript has a single exon. The record is from RefSeq and is a predicted model, not a curated record.